AUGAACGGAAAUCGAGAAGUAGAAAUGGAAAGAAGCAAGCAAAUAAAGGAAGGCGAGAUGGAGAUUGAGGAGUACACAGAGGAGGAGAAGGCAAGGGUGGAGGAUGCAACAUCUGGAUUUAGUAACAGCGGGUCGAGGAUAGGUGGAUCGAAGGAUGUGUCGUUUGAAAUAAUGGCAGCAGCGAUGUAUCAGCGAAUGAUGCGACACUUUGGAGUGAAGAAUGGGAAGAAGAGUGAGAAGAGCAAGAGCAGUAGAGAGAAGGGAGCAAGGAAUACGGCAGUAAGUAGCGGGGCGGGGAAGAAGAGCAAUCGAACGGAUGUGAAGUCGCUGGUGUAUUUUUUGAUUGGGAUAGUGAUUAUAUCGUAUGUGAUAUACAAGCUAAUAAGCAUGCAGGGAGGAGAGUUUGGAGGAGAAUCAAGCAGCAGUAUGUCUAGUUCUGACAAGGAAAGGGCAAAGAUAUUGUCGUUUAAGGAAGGAAGCACUUUUAACGAGGUGACGUAUUUUGGAAAGACAGACAUGAUGGUGAAGGUUGUGUCGCACAUGACGCGGAUGGUGAACAUGAUGCGAACGCUUAAUCUGAAGGAUCUUGAGAGGAGCAUUGAGACUACGCAGAGGAACUUUCUGUUCCAUGGACCGCCGGGGACUGGAAAGACGCAUUUUAUGAAGAAGCUGGUGUAUCUGGUUGAUCUGAACAUGAAGAUGCUGCAGAUGAAGGACCAUAUUGGGAGUGAGCGUUUUAAGCAGAUGGAGUUCAACGAGAAGAUGAUAAAGGCGAAGGAGAUGAGCUCUCUGGUGAGGAUUGUGUUUGUGACGCCGUCGAUUUUGAACGACAAGUAUGUUGGGGAGACGGAGAAGAACAUCCGAGUGAUGUUUAAUGCAUCCAAGAAUGAGAACUACUGGGCGAACAUAGUGUUUAUAGACGAGAUAGACGCGUUCUUUUCGAAGAGGAACGAGAAUUCGCAGGAGUACUCGAUCAAGGCACAGACGGAGUUUCUGAACCAGAUUGGAGGAGCCUGCGACGACCUAAGAGGAAAUGUGUUUUUGUUUGGAGCAACUAACCACUUUGAUAAGCUCGACCCGGCAUUCAAGAGGAGGUUUUCGACGAUAUAUGAGUUUUCACCACCGAACGAUGACGAGAGGCUUGAGAUUUUGGAGCAGUAUCUGUGCGACAACACACAGGGUGUGACUGAUAGAUACACGGAUCUCUUGAAGCUUACGAAUGGCAUGCCGCAGUCGAAGAUAGUGGACAUUCUGAAGAAGGUAGCAUUUUCUAACGAUGGAAAAAUCAAUGAGGUCAAGUGGGAUGUCCUUAGGAAGGAGUUUGAAGAGGCUGAUCCGAAUAAGAAAGGGUCUGACGGGAGCAAGAUUGAUGUGAAUAAGUCUCUGAGGGACUAUUACUUCUUGGAGCCAAGGUUUGAGGAACCAAAGAAAGACACGAAGGACAAUCAGCCGGCCAGGAAGAGUAUUCAUAAGAUCCGUAGUCGUUAG
Messenger RNA from Ordospora pajunii, 1488 nucleotides. Its product is annotated as AAA ATPase. The record is from RefSeq and is a predicted model, not a curated record. Lineage: Eukaryota; Fungi; Microsporidia; Ordosporidae. The coding region runs from base 1 to 1488 and encodes 495 amino acids. The transcript has a single exon. Gene Ontology annotation, molecular function: ATP binding; ATP hydrolysis activity.